AUGCAUAGGUACGAUGUUAUGUCGCACCUUAGCAAGGAAAGUGCGCGAGAUCGCGCCCGGGAAUACAGAAACGCCGAAUUCUAUGAGGACGGAGGCAUCCUUUUUUCCAAGGUGUGUGCUAAGUCUGUCGACCAUCGACGUAAAUCUACGAUCGACGACCACGUAAUGAGCAACGGGCACCGCAUGAACGCCGACAAGUUCAAGCGAAGGCAGGAAGAAACGCAGCGAGGCAAUAACGUUGCUGCUGGUUGUUCUGGACUGCAGCAGGGUGAUGUAAGAUUGCAGAUGCUGGACUCUGUGGUCACAGCCCGGGAAGCAAGAAUGGACGUUGUUACGGAAUUUCUGGAAGCACUCAUUGUCGCUAAUAUUUCGCUGGAAAAGGUUGGACGCCCAAAAAUGAAGAAUUUCUUGGAGACGCGAGUUACCAACGGCGGGUCGAUACCCGGGCAGAACGCACUUCGCCGUCGAAUUUCAGAACCGUUCGAGAAACACGGAGCUUGGCUUAACGGCGUGGGUCGACAGUGUCGGUAG
Messenger RNA from Ornithodoros turicata, 531 nucleotides. RefSeq names its product CGG triplet repeat-binding protein 1-like. The record is from RefSeq and is a predicted model, not a curated record. Gene Ontology annotation, molecular function: double-stranded DNA binding. The coding region runs from base 1 to 531 and encodes 176 amino acids. NCBI's taxonomy places the organism in Eukaryota, Metazoa, Arthropoda, Arachnida, Ixodida, Argasidae. The transcript has a single exon. Gene Ontology annotation, cellular component: nucleus. Gene Ontology annotation, biological process: regulation of transcription by RNA polymerase II.